AUGUCCGAACUACGAUUUGAUAACCAGACUGUCGUCGUCACCGGCGCUGGCGGUGGUCUGGGGAAAGCAUACGCUCUCUUCUUCGCUUCAAGGGGCGCCAACGUCGUGGUCAACGACCUCGGUGGUUCUCACAAGGGUGAGGGCAAGUCAGGCAAGGUAUGUACAGCAGCCCCAAUCUCAGACGGCCAGAGACUAACCGUACCAAAGGCCGCAGAUGAUGUCGUCGAGGAGAUCCGUGCCGGCGGCGGCAAGGCCGUUGCCAACUACGACAGCGUCGAGAACGGUGAAGCUAUCAUCGAAACCGCCAUCAAGGCGUUCGGCCGCAUCGAUAUUCUGCUCAACAACGCCGGUAUCCUGCGCGAUAUCAGCUUUAAGAACAUGAAGGAUGCCGACUGGGAUUUAAUCAACAGAGUUCACACCUACGGUGCAUACAAGUGCGCCAGAGCCGCUUGGCCUCACUUCCGCAAACAAAAAUUCGGCCGCGUGAUCAACACCGCCUCCGCCGCCGGUCUCUUCGGCAGCUUCGGUCAGGCCAACUACUCGGCGGCCAAGCUUGGUCAGGUCGGUUUCACCGAGACUCUGGCCAAGGAGGGUGCCAAAUACAACAUUAUUGCCAACCCCGACUGGGUCGUUCCUCUGGUGGCUGCUCUUGUGCACUCCUCAAACACCACCGAGACUGGUGGUAUCUACGAGGUUGGUGGUGGCCACGUUGCGAAGCUCCGCUGGGAGCGAGCCAAGGGUGGUCUUCUCAAGACCGACGACUCUCUGACUCCUGGUGCGAUCGCCCGCAAGUGGAACGAUGUCAACGACUUCUCCAAGCCCGAGUACCCCACGGGUCCGGCAGACUUCAUGGCUUACCUGGAGGACGGCCUCAAGAUGCCCAGCGCACCCGCUGGCGAGGAGCCUGACUUCAAGGGCCGUGUGGCUCUGGUCACCGGUGGUGGUGCCGGCCUUGGUCGCGCCUACUGCUUGCAGUUCGCCAAGCUUGGUGCCAAGGUCGUUGUGAACGACCUCGUUGACCCCGAGCCUGUUGUCCAGGAGAUCAAGAAGCUCGGCGGAGAGGCCGUCGGCAACAAGGCCAACUGCGAGGACGGUGAUGCCGUCGUCAAGAGUGCCAUCGAUGCCUUCGGCCGCAUCGAUAUCCUUGUCAACAACGCUGGUAUCCUCCGCGACAAGGCUUUCACCAACAUGGAUGACAACCUGUGGAACUCCGUUGUCAAUGUCCACCUGCGUGGUACUUACAAGGUGACCAAGGCUGCCUGGCCCUACUUCCUCAAGCAGAAGUACGGCCGUGUUGUCAACACUGCUUCCACCAGUGGUAUCUACGGUAACUUCGGCCAGGCUAACUACGCCGCCGCCAAGCUUGGUAUCUUGGGUCUCUCCCGCACUCUCGCCAUGGAGGGCGCCAAGUACAACAUCAAGGUCAACACCAUCGCCCCUAACGCUGGUACCAACAUGACCCGUACCAUCAUGCCCGAGGAGAUGGUUCAGGCAUUCAAGCCUGAUUACGUUGCUCCUCUGGUCGUUUUGCUGUGCUCCGACAUGGCCCCUGAGCCUUCCACCAAGGGCCUGUUCGAGUGCGGUAGCGUGGUCCGCAACUGGAAGCAAAUCGUCAACUUUGACGAUGGCCGCGCUGACCACCCCGAGGACGGCCAAGCUGGUGCCGAGAAGAUCAUGGCCAACAUGUCUAACCGUGUGCACGGCGAGCCCGCUGGCGAGAACGAGACCCUGAAGUACAUCGAGAAGGCCAAGACUUUGUCUACCGAGGGCACCACCUUCAACUACGAGGACCGCGAUGUCAUUCUGUACAACCUCAGCUUGGGUGCCAAGCGCACCGACCUACCCCUGGUCUACGAGAACAACGACCACUUCCAGGCUCUCCCCUCGUACGGUGUUGUUCCCUGGUUCAACACCGCUGUCCCUUGGAACAUGGACGAGCUGGUGAAGAACUUCUCCCCCAUGAUGCUGCUUCACGGCGAGCAAUACAUGGAGGUUCGCAAGUUCCCCAUCCCCACCACCGCCAACACCCUGACCUACCCCAAGCUCAUUGACGUUGUCGACAAGGGCAACGCCGCCAUCGUCAUUGCUGGCUACACCACCAAGGACGCCAAGACCGGCGAGGACCUGUUCUACAACGAGUCCACCAUCUUCAUCCGCGGCAGCGGUGGCUUCGGCGGCUCCCCCAAGCCCACUGUUCCCCGUGCCAAGGCUGCUAUCGCCGCCAACAAGGCCCCUCAGCGCGCCCCCGACGCUGUCACCGAGGAGAAGACCUCCGAGGACCAGGCCGCUCUCUACCGUCUCAACGGUGACCGCAACCCCCUUCACAUCGACCCCGAGUUCAGCAAGGUCGGCGGCUUCAAGACCCCCAUCCUUCACGGUCUUUGCUCGCUCGGUGUGGCCUCCAAGCACAUCUUCGCCAAGUACGGAGCCUACAAGAACCUCAAGGUUCGCUUCGCCGGCGUGGUUCUCCCCGGUCAGACUCUCAAGACCGAGAUGUGGAAGGAGGGCAACAAGGUCCUGUUCCAGGCCACCGUUGUCGAGACCGGCAAGCCUGCCAUCUCUGGCGCCGGUGCUGAGCUCCUUGAGGGCGCCAAGGCUAAGCUGUAA
Molecule: messenger RNA, 2607 nt
Organism: Penicillium brevicompactum
Lineage: Eukaryota; Fungi; Ascomycota; Eurotiomycetes; Eurotiales; Aspergillaceae
Gene: mfp
Product: putative peroxisomal multifunctional beta-oxidation protein (MFP)
Exons: 4
Coding region: 1-2607 (868 amino acids)
Molecular function (GO): oxidoreductase activity
Source: RefSeq, a predicted model, not a curated record